AUGGCGGCGAAAGUAAUGAUAGCAAUGGCGGUUAUGGUAGUUGCUGCUCUGACGGCGAAUACGGUGAACGCGAAAAUCCCCGGAGUUUACACCGGCGGUCCCUGGAUCAACGCUCACGCCACCUUCUACGGCGAAGCUGACGCUUCCGGCACUAUGGGUGGUGCGUGUGGCUACGGAAAUCUGUAUAGCCAAGGCUAUGGUGUGAACACGGCGGCUUUAAGCACGGCCUUGUUCAACAAUGGUUUGAGCUGUGGCGCUUGCUUUGAGCUCAAAUGUGUCAAUGAUCCCGGUUGGUGUCUUCCCGGAAACCCAUCAAUCCUUAUCACCGCCACUAACUUCUGCCCUCCAAACUUCGCUCAAGCUAGCGACAAUGGCGGUUGGUGUAAUCCUCCUCGUGAACACUUUGAUCUCGCCAUGCCUAUGUUUCUUACCAUCGCUAAGUAUAAGGCCGGUAUCGUUCCCGUCUCUUACCGCAGGAUCCCAUGUAGGAAGAAGGGAGGUAUGAGAUUCACGAUCAAUGGAUCCAAGUACUUCAACUUGGUGCUGGUCACUAACGUAGCCGGAGCAGGAAACAUCCAGAUGGUGAGUGUGAAAGGAAGCAACACACAGUGGUUAGGUCUUAGCCGGAAUUGGGGACAAAACUGGCAAUCCAACGCUAUUCUUGUCGGCCAAUCUCUUUCUUUCAGAGUCAAAACCUCCGAUGGCCGUAGCUCCACCUCCAAGAACAUUGUUCCGAGUAACUGGCAAUUUGGUCAGACUUUCUCCGGCAAGAAUUUCCGAGUCUGA
Molecule: messenger RNA, 786 nt
Organism: Microthlaspi erraticum
Lineage: Eukaryota; Viridiplantae; Streptophyta; Magnoliopsida; Brassicales; Brassicaceae
Source: the annotation of a GenBank genome assembly